Molecule: messenger RNA, 2316 nt
Organism: Nothobranchius furzeri (turquoise killifish)
Lineage: Eukaryota; Metazoa; Chordata; Actinopteri; Cyprinodontiformes; Nothobranchiidae
Gene: tmem240a
Product: transmembrane protein 240a
Source: RefSeq, a predicted model, not a curated record
GCUCACACUACCGCUCACACGCACACGCACCAGCAGUGGGAGUGGAUGUUCGCGUAGCUGCUGGAAGCCAGGAUGGGAUAAUCAUGCGCGUCUGGCUCCGGGUGUCGAUGCAGCUGCCGUUGCUGUAUAGGAACCGGACUCGGGGCGCAGGGUGGGUCUAGCCUGCGGACUGGAGCUGUUUGGACUUGGCGUUAUCAAGCAUUCUUAGAAAGACGAGGGCGAUGGCCGUGAGAGGAGUUGGUGCAGCUCUCUGAAACACCCAGACAAGAUACAUCGAGCAUUUUCACCGAUGGAAGACAGGAUUCACCGAGAUUAAAAGCGCAGACCAGGGGUUGAGGGAUCCUGGGAAGGGAGGAACAGAGGCUCCGCCUCAGCAAAUCAUUUGUUUUUCUUCAGGGUAUUUUUUUAAGAUUUCAUUGAGCCAGGCGUUGAAACGGAGGAAAGAGUAGCGGAUCACAUUGAAUCCGUGACUGCCUCUGUGGAUCGUGCAGCAGCAGCCGCAUCCCACCGGUGGUGGUGGUGGAGGGGGGUUAUUUUGAUGGAGAGGGCGCAGUGAAGGCUGACAGAGCGGCUUGGCGCGUGUAGGAGGAGACGGGGGGAGAACCGGGCAGUUUGAAGGGACGGGGAGCGAGGAGCGGCGCGGCGGCUCCAUGAGCGGCUCCUGUCGGGAGAGAGCGCCCACAGCCCAUCCGGAGCGUCUCCACUGCCGCGGGUAGAACCCCGGGCCAAAGGACGGCGGUCAGUUUGGAAGUUUUGAUGCAUAUGAUCACAACCACCAUGAUUUUUAUGAUUCUUGGUGCUUCAGUUGUAAUGGCAAUAGCCUGUUUAAUGGACAUGAACGCACUACUGGACCGCUUUCACAACUACAUCUUACCGCAUCUACGAGGGGAGGACCGCGUAUGUCACUGCAACUGUGGAAGGCAUCAUGUCCACUACGUCAUCCCGUACGAUGGGGACCACUCUUUGGUGGACUCUUCAGAGAACUAUUUUGUGAGUGACAGUGUGACGAAGCAGGAGAUGGACUUGAUGCUGGGGCUGCUGUUGGGCUUUUGCAUCAGCUGGCUGCUGCUGUGGCUGGACGGAGUCCUGCACUGUGCCGUCAGGGCCUGGAGGGCGAGCCGGUACUACGAUACUCCAUCCUGGUCAUGGCUGCCCCAGUUCUGCAACCUUCGAGACCUCCGUCGCCGAGCUCAGCUCAGACAGCUGGAGGACUCAAGUGGCAACAUGGUCCACAUCAAGCAGAAGCUGUAUCACAACGGUCACCCCAGUCCCCGACACCUCUGACUCUAAAAAAAGGAUACCUUAACCCUUCCCUUCCCUUAAAACUUCUCCAUUUCAACAACACAACCGCUUCGUGCCAAACGUUCCCAUGGCCAAAUGUUGCCUGAGAGACCUGGAACCCCCCGUUUAUAACUUGUCCCACCUUAACCCAAUCAGACAGGACUUCCUUUUGACUUAACCCUGUCUCUGUCUGCACUUCAAAUGAAACCCCAAAAUGAAAAAGUGUAAUUGUUGCCACUUAAGUCCGCCUUUGUGAGAGGAAAAGGUAAAGUUUUUAAAGGUGUUUUUUUCUGUAUAGAGACAUUUUCUGUGUUUAUUGUUAAACUUGGCAUGCUCUCUUAGAACAGGGUAAGACUUUGGAUGUGUAAGGGCCGAGGUAGUUGAGGGUGUUUUCAUUUUUCUUUGUUGGGUGGGGUCUUGUGGGGUGGGGUGAAUGUGACUGCAGGGUGGGUGAGUCAGACUGCUGCUUCUGUAAAUAGGUAUGAAUACAGACAGGUGGAAUUUUACGAAAGGGGGAGGUGAGGGGGCUGGGGAUGACAUUAUUGUGUGAGUUAUUUAUUGAUAGAACACUGAUUACUGGACUGUGCGUAAAUAAAAAUAUAGAGAAGGAACAGAAGAUUGAGUCUGUUUGAAAACUGGAUGUGAAAAAUGUGAUUUCUGCUUAAAAACAGAUUAAUUAGCUUUGUUACUUAGUGAAUUAACUGAAUGUAUUAAUUUAUCCUGUAAAUACGUGAGAGGCAGGAGGGCACGAGUGGUUGUGGUCCGAGUUCUCUUUGCUAAAUUAUUAAUCUUUCUUUUACACUGGAAGAUAAAAAGUAAAUGCCAGCCAAAAUGUUCCCGUUAAACCACUUCCAUGCUUCCCGAGAGUUUUCUUUCUUCCCCUUCCCGUUUCACUUAUCAGGAGCAACCAGCCUAUCAGCAGAGGGAACCCUCACCCAGCACCACCUCCCCCUCCUUGCCCUCUCUGUCCAGUCAUUGCUGUUGUGAGGAUGAAAUGUCUGUUUUAUUAAAAGUGCUAUUGAAGCACAACAGUGA